This is a messenger RNA of Lasiosphaeria miniovina, 2200 nucleotides long. RefSeq names its product amino acid transporter. The record is from RefSeq and is a predicted model, not a curated record. Gene Ontology annotation, molecular function: transmembrane transporter activity. The transcript has 8 exons. Gene Ontology annotation, cellular component: membrane. The coding region runs from base 221 to 1873 and encodes 550 amino acids. Lineage: Eukaryota; Fungi; Ascomycota; Sordariomycetes; Sordariales; Lasiosphaeriaceae. Gene Ontology annotation, biological process: transmembrane transport.
ACAGGACCGCCAAAGGCAGACAAAAACCAAAAUACUACCUAAUUAGAAGGCGCAAACCAGCCGCCUGAAAGGGGAAAAGACCAUUCACGCCCAGGAAGAAGGAAGGCCCGCGCGCAUGCGCGUCUGCUUGUCCUGUGUUUAUACAGCCUGAUCACCGCAUUCUCACUCCCCGUUCUCACUCUGACGCGAAGCCGUCGAGACUUGGACCCCACACUCCAGCAUGAGCGAGGAAGCCAAGACUCCCGCCGUCACCAAAGGAAACGCGGUGGAUGGCGGGUCGGAAGACGAGACAGUAGCUGCCGUCGAGGAUGGGGUUGUCGUCAACCACUCGGGCUACAGAGAUCAGCUGAAGCGCCAGUACAGCCUUCUGGGGCUUGCCGGCAUCGCCCUGACGGUCGACAAUGCUUGGGUCGCUUUGGGUUCCUCCAUCUCCGUCUCUAUCCUCAAUGGAGGCCCGCCCGGUCUUAUCUUCGGGCUCAUCGUCGCUGUCUUUUACUAUUCCUUUAUCGGGUUGAGCCUCGCCGAGUUGGCAUCUUCGGUCCCCACAGCUGGCGGUGUCUACCACUGGGCCACGGUUGCUGGCGGUCCACGAUAUGGCCGCAUCCUCGGCUUCUUCACCGGGUGGAUCAACUUCUACGGCUGGAUGUUUGAUCUGGCCGCCCUCGUUCAGAUCUGCGCCAAUAUCUCGGUCAGCAUGUAUACCGUCUACCACCAGGACACGUACGUGCCCGAGGCUUGGCACGUCUACGUGGCCUACCUCCUGAUCCUGUGGUUCAGUGUGGCCUUGGUCAUAUUCGCCAACAGGAUCAUACCGCACACCCAGAACCUGGGCAUGUUCUUCGUCAUCGUCGGCGGCGUCGUCACCAUCAUUGUCAUUGCCGCCAUGCCCAAGCAGCACGCGUCCAACUACUUCGUCUGGGGCUCCUUUGACGAGAACAACCUGACGGGCUGGCAAGGCGGUGUUGCCUUUCUGCUGGGUGUCCUGAACGGCGCCUUCACCGUGGGCACCCCAGACGCUAUCACCCAUAUGGCAGAGGAAUUGCCUCACCCCAAGAGGGAUUUACCUAUUGCUAUUGGCCUCCAGAUUGGUCUGGGAUUCUUUUACGCAUUCACUUUCGCCAUUGCCCUCUCGUAUGCCAUCACCGAUAUCGGCGCCCUUACCAGCGGCGGCUUCAACGGGUAUCCCUUGGCGAACAUCUAUGCUCAAGCCACGGCCAAUGCAGAUGGAAACCAGAACCUCGGGGCGACGUUCGGCCUCUUGUUCAUCAUUUGGUGGUCGACCAUACUCUGCGUCAUCGGCACUGUUCUCACAAACUCGCGCAUCUACUGGGCGCUGGCACGCGACAAUGCCGUACCGCUGUCGUUUCUGAUGAGCAAGGUCAACGAGAAACUGAGCUGCCCCGUUCCGGCUACUCUGUUUGUUGCCCUCGUCGCCACGGGCCUUGGUGCCAUCCCGCUGGGAAGCCCGACCGCUUUCGUCAACCUGACGGGCUCUUUCAUCAUCCUCACCACAGUGUCGUACGCCAUCCCGUUCGCCGCCAAUGUCCUUACUGGCCGCAAGUACUUCCCGAAAGGGCCGUUUCACCUGGGCAAGUUUGGCACGCCCGUCAAUAUUCUGGCCGUUCUCUUCAUCACGCUGUUUGAUAUAUUUUACUGCUUCCCCUAUGUCUUCCCCACCACCGUGGAGACUAUGAACUACAACAGCGUGAUCCUCGCCGGCGUCAUCGCCAUCACGGCUUUCUGGUGGGUCGUCCACGCCAUAACCGCCUAUCCCGGACCAAAGGUCAUGCGUCUCUACAUCCAUACCGACGGUGUCGCCGUGGGGGAAUCCGCGAUACCGGCGACGCUAGAGGAUGAGAAGAAGACUGCCUGAGUAUGCUGCGGUCACUUUUAAAGUGCAGCUCUCUUUGGCCUGGGAUGGCGGUUCGCCUCUGAGCGAGAGACGACGGAUAUAUUGCAGAAAUACAUGGUUUAUGUGAUAUAGCGGCAUUGAUUCAAGAGUCGAAUGGCUCAUCGGGCAAGUAACAGCAGGAAAUGGAAUGGAUGCGAGCCAAUAGGACAUUACCGGAAUGUUAGUGUCUCUCUCACUAUCUCGUCGCCACGAGCAUGCAAUAUGCUCUCCCUGAAGCAAUGCUACUUGUCAUUAUACACAAUUCAUAUGCCUUUCUUCUAUCUGUGGGAUGCAUAACAUGCGAUAACC